UUGGCCUUACUGCGGUGAAGAGUGAGGAUGACGAGGAGGAGCAUGAGAAAAUGUGUGCGAUGACUGCGAUUUUGGACCUCCGUAGGGAGGUCAAGGAAGGGAUGGAGGAAGUGCUCCGUGAGGUUAAGGCGGAGAGUAUGGAUGAGAUACUUGGGUUAGGGAGGUACGCAGCUGGGUGAAGGUUUUGGGAGGAUCAAGUCACUCAAUGAUCCUUAAGGCCUGCGAAGUAGAGCAGAAGCCAAUGAAGCAGUACCUUGGCUCGCUCUAGGUCCGGAGACGAACCGCAUUCUCCAUCGUGGUCGACGAACUCCAGUGUGAGGUUGUUUUCACGCACAACCUCCUCAUGUCAUGGGCCGCGGUCAUCAAGUCGGCUGAUGUCGGCGAAGCUGAAGAGACGUCUUGUAAGCGGUUGCUGUGGAUUAUGUGGGCAUUUCUGGCCUUAAGACAUAUGUCACUCCCAGCCGUGCCUCCGGUAACGGAUGUCAUUUUGGAUUCACCACGUGUCGCGGACAAUACUGGUAAUGAAGAACAUCCGAACGCGUUUAAUUGCCGUCGAACAAAAACAGUAUUUCCAAAGGCUGUUGGAAACACUUCCCAGCUCGUUGUUUGAUGUGAAGAUAAGAUUACUCAUUACUAAUACUGUAGCUCAGUAAACAUAUGCAUACGCCUUCACAAAUGACUUCAGCUGAAUGAUACUUCUGCUCAUUCCGA
This is a messenger RNA of Saitoella complicata NRRL Y-17804, 711 nucleotides long. RefSeq lists its product as uncharacterized. The transcript has a single exon. The record is from RefSeq and is a predicted model, not a curated record. Bases 344 to 610 code for a protein of 88 amino acids. Lineage: Eukaryota; Fungi; Ascomycota; Saitoellomycetes; Saitoellales; Saitoellaceae.